AUGGCUCUUCAUCUCUUUUCGUGGUCGCCUUUGCGCACCGUUGGCUCGGCCUUUGGGUCGGUGUCUGCUGCUGCUAGUGUUGCUUGUCGCUGGAAUUCGACGGCUGCUGCUCCGAAUCCCGCUCCUCAGCGUGGUCCCAGAUCUCGGUCUCCCAAAGUGUACAACCGCCGUCGUGGGCCAGUGGACCGCCGCCGAUUCCUCGAGGAGCAGCGGGCUCAGAGUGAGAGCAGGGCCUUGGAGAGGUACCAGACGCGUGAAUGGAAAGCCGGUGAUCUCUAUGCCCCUCAUGACCUCAGCCCGGCAGAGAUGAAGAAAUGGAGGAAGCGCUACAGUCCCUCGACUGAUGCCUUUGACGCACUGAACCUGAACCCUCUGGAUUUGUAUAAGAACUUCUCUGUCAUGUCGGAAUAUAUUACCUCGAUGGGUCGGAUAAAGCACAGGAACAUGACGGGUCUGCGGCCCGUUAACCAGCGCAAGAUCUCCAAGGCCAUUCGGAGAGCUGUUGGACUUGGUCUCAUGCCCAGUGUUCACCGACACCCGGAAGUUCUGGCGGCCGAAGCAAGGUCGCGGAUGGAGGGAGGAAGUGGUUAUUGA
Aspergillus luchuensis is the source of this 594-nucleotide messenger RNA. Its product is annotated as mitochondrial 37S ribosomal protein bS18m. The record is from RefSeq and is a predicted model, not a curated record. Gene Ontology annotation, molecular function: small ribosomal subunit rRNA binding; structural constituent of ribosome. The transcript has 3 exons. NCBI's taxonomy places the organism in Eukaryota, Fungi, Ascomycota, Eurotiomycetes, Eurotiales, Aspergillaceae. Gene Ontology annotation, cellular component: ribosome; mitochondrial small ribosomal subunit. Gene Ontology annotation, biological process: mitochondrial translation. The coding region runs from base 1 to 594 and encodes 197 amino acids.